This is a messenger RNA of Labrus mixtus (cuckoo wrasse), 5330 nucleotides long. It is a transcript of the gene rest, whose product is annotated as RE1-silencing transcription factor. Gene Ontology annotation, cellular component: nucleus. Gene Ontology annotation, biological process: regulation of gene expression. NCBI's taxonomy places the organism in Eukaryota, Metazoa, Chordata, Actinopteri, Labriformes, Labridae. The record is from RefSeq and is a predicted model, not a curated record. The coding region runs from base 185 to 3196 and encodes 1003 amino acids. The transcript has 6 exons.
GUCAUCAGCCGUACGCCGCCCGCUGUGGAGGAAUGUGCGGAAACUUCUGCUGCACUUUUUCUUUCUGCGCUGUUCGUCGAAGAAAAAAGUCCCGAAGCUGUAAAAGAAAGUGACGAAAACUCUCGCAAAGUUCGGCGGCGAAGAGUCGCUUCUCGUCCUGUGGAGGUGAACAUCUGAACUCAACAUGGCUGCUCAGACCGUGUUCUCUGUGGGGAUGUUUCCCGUGGGCGUGUCUCUGAUGGAGGACGCUCAGAGUCUCAACGAGAUGAAUGCCCCUCAGCUGGUGAUGCUCGCCAACAUGGCAGCCGUGACUUCAGCGGAGAGCAGCGGUGUAGAUGGGAGCGCGGGAGAUGAAAAGGAGAUGAUGGAGCUGAAGACGGUGGGAUGCAGCUACUCCGACAGCGAGGACGAGAACAUCAUCAGGUACAGCUUUGACAACCAGAACCACAGGGAGGUGUGCAUCAUCGAGUACCCUGAGUCUCCGGGCCCGAGUAUUGAGGCUGUGGUUUUGGAAAACCCUGUGGAGGAAGAGGAAGAGGAGGAUGAUGAUGGGAACAAAGCUGAAGACCUGUCCCAUCGCAGUCGGCUCUGCCCCUCUCCCACCGCCAAAACACCAGAGCAGGUCAUCAAAUGCAAAGUCAGCCCUGCCCCUGCGACAGAGAGCAGCAAGAAAAAGAAACCGUUUCACUGUAAGCCGUGUCACUUCCAGGCUCAGAACGAGCGCGAGUUUGUCGAGCACCUGGGCACGCACGGCGUCAGCAAGAUGAUGGUAGUGAACCGCGUGGAGGGGCGGAGCAAGAACAAGUCCAAGGAGGUAGAAUCACCUGGGGCCCAGGAUCUGUCAGGAGGGGAGGCGGAGAGCAGCGGGGAGGCGGGGACAACAGGCGACAUCAAAGGCCUAAUCAGGUGUGAACGGUGCGGAUACAACACCAACAGAUACGACCACUACAUCGCUCACCUGAAGCACCACAGCAAGGAGGGCGUGAACCACAGAGUGUUUAAGUGCACGCUGUGUCCGUACACCACCGUCAGCCAGUACCACUGGAGGAAACAUCUGAGGAACCACUUCCCCAGCAAACUGCACACCUGCAGCCAGUGCUCCUACUUCUCUGACCGCAAAAGCAACUACAUUCAACACAUCAGGACGCACACAGGUUUGCGCCCCUUUCAGUGUCUGUACUGCGACUACUCCAGUUCUCAGAAGACUCACCUGACCCGGCACAUGAGGACUCACUCAGGUGAGCGUCCCUUCAAGUGUGAGAGCUGUGACUACCUGGCAGCCAAUCAGCACGAGGUGACUCGACACACCCGCCAGGUCCACAACGGCCCUAAACCCCUCUCCUGCCCGUACUGUGAGUACAAGACAGCCGACCGCAGCAACUUCAAGAAGCACGUCGAGCUCCACCUGAACCCUCGCCAGUUCCUCUGCCCGCUCUGCAAAUACGCUGCCUCCAAGAAGUGCAACCUGCAGUACCACAUCAAGUCCAGACACUCAGGCUGUGACGUGUCUGUGGACAUCUCCAAGGUCAAACUGCGGGUCAAGAAACCAGGUCAUGACAGUCCAGAGGAAACCCCCAGAGCAAACAAGGUAGACAAUUCCUCCAGCGCAGAUGAGGACUUUGACAUGGACGAGGAUGACGAGGAGGAGGAAAUGGACUCGAGCCCCAUCAACCUGUCCAUCAGGAUAAGCAGCCCACCCAAAAACAGCCAAUCAGAGCAGAGUGAAGCUCCUGAGAAGGCCUCAAAGAAAUCCAACAUGACUGCUGAGAGAGAGAAAGUACAGAAAUUGAAGGAACCUGAUAGAAAGGUCACAACGAGGCAGAAGAAGACCGAGAACCUUCUGGAAAACCUGACGGAUAAAGAAACACAGACAGGAACACCUUCCGACAACAAGACCAAGAGACGAGUCAAGAAGACGACCACCUCAAAGGACCAAACGCCUGAAAAAGACCAAACACAGACAAAGAAUUCUGAGGAGGGCGGAGCAGUGAGAAAGAAGACGGACAAAGACGACGAGGAGACGAAGCCUGUAAAAGAGAAAGAACCACAAAAGAAUGACAGCAGCGGAAAGGAGAACAAAAACCUCAGCAAGCCAAGGAAGUCUGGAACAAAGAAGGUCUACAAAAUACCAGAACAUGUCGAAGAAGCUCAGCAGAACCCCGACAGUCCUAAUAAAAUUAAAAAAGAGAAAGGUGUGAAGGAGAAGGCUUCGAAGAGGAAAGCUAUGGAGGCUCUCGAUCUUUCCAAAAAGGCUGAGGCUGAGACUUCAUUGAAGGCCAAACGUGUGAAGAGCACAGCUGCUGAGAAACGGCCGAUUAACACCGCUGAAGAGGACAAGAAGAAGACAGAUGGAGAGGACAAGAAGAAGAAGACAGACAGAGAGGACACAAAGAAGACGAAUGAAGUAACCUCAAAGAGGACAGACGGAGAUGACACAAAGAAGACAGACGGAGACCCCCGUACACUCCACACAUCCACCAGGAAAACCCCAAACAAGCAGAAAAGGACCAGGAACACUAAGAGAGCUGCAGACCUUCAACAAGCUGUGGAAACAGAGAAAGACGAGGACACAACGGUCAAAGGUCAGAUCACAGACAUGCUGGAAGGUUCUGCUCAGCCAGACGACCCAUCAAAGACCACGACCUCUGAACCCCACCCAUCAGAAAGCACGUCCUCUGAACGCCACCCUACAGGAUCCAGCCCUGCUCAGGAGAAUAAACCCACACAAACAGCACAAGAAGAGACUGCAGACACACCCUUAGUGAAAAUGGAGGUCUUACCUUCCUGCAGCUCAGGCGAGGACACACCUCCUCCAGCUAAGGACCCCCCCACUCCGACCUUCAUCAAACCCAUGUCACCGCCACCUCUGGUGCUUCCAGGACAACGCAACAAACCUGCGGACCCCGAGGAUGACGAGGGCAUCCACAGCAGCCACGAAGGAGGAAGUGACAUCAGCGACAGUGCCUCUGAGGGCAGCGACGACUCCGGCCUCAACAGCACCGGCGCCAACUCAGGGAAGAUGGCCAACGACCCAGAAACGCCGACUGACGAGAUCCCCACACCCACAGAGCUGAAGAGUCACAUGUGCAUCUUCUGCGACCGCACGUUCCCUCUGGAGGUGGAGUACCGACGCCACCUGAACCGUCACCUGGUCAAUGUCUACUACAUGGACCAACCAGCCAAAGCACAGAAGUGAGGACACAUUUCCAUUGCAACGUCCUACAUUGACUUUUUGUUCUGGACUUUUCAAACAGAAACUUUAUAUCUCAUAGAGAUCAACUGUUAAACAUUUAGUGCCUCAAAAGAAAGUGAAGAUUUGAGUGAAUGGAUUCCUUUUUGGAGAGAGAAACCCUUUAAAUCUCACUAGUAGAUUCUAUGAAAGACUCCACAUCUGGGAGCCUCAAAGCUUCCCAACUUUUUGCAGCAUUAAUUAAGAUCAUCUUUAUCCCAAGGAUCCAACCCAACCACAAUCUGUCUUAGUCCUGUAUUCAUCUUAGACGAAGUGGCCUUGUUUUUUAUCAUUACUAAACUGCUUUGUUGAGGAGUCCUUGGGGAAUCAAAGUCUUGGCUCAGAUAUACCCUGUUAAAAUGUGUAGAACUACGCCUCUCAUGCUACUAUCUAGUGGUGAGACAGAGAACUUUCUCUGUAAGGGACCUCUGGGGUAUUUUCUUUGGGGUUGUGUUUGCUGCUUGGACUCCAGUAAACCUGAUCCCAGGUCUACAUUAGACCUAAUCUGCUUCACUCAGUGAUCUAAUGGGAUCAAACUCUUCACAAGCAAUCGUGUAGUUUAAACUGUACCUUGAUCCGAUGACGUUCCAGUCACCUGCAGCUUUGUUAGUCUGAUCAUUUCUACACAUGAUUUGUUGGUUUUUGUCAUGAAUAUUUCAGGAUAUUUUCAGCAUGUUUUCAUAUUUCUGAAAGAUUAAAUCACACAAACAUUUCUCUGUUACACUUUAUACUGAACUGUUUGUAGAUCAGCUUCUGUUCAAAUGUUCUUUCUCUGAUAAAUUUUUUUUUUUUUUUUUUUUUUUUUUUUAAGUGCCUUUGACAAUCAUUGUGUGAACAGUCAUCGUUUGUGUUUAAACUGAUGUUUGUGUGUCUGAUCCAAAGAUCUGACGCUGUGUUUGGUUUCUUUUGGGUCUGAAAAUCAGACUUCAGCUCAGAGAUCCUUCAACUUUUAUUCCUGAUGGAUUAAUAAAGAUUAACAUCGGUUUAUUUCAUUUUUGUAAAAAAAAAAAAAAAGACAGUAAAUUAGAAACACAGCAGUCCUGAUUUUAAACCAGAGGAGGAUAAAAAAAGAUUGUAUUAAUCUGUAUCUGGCCUUAAAUAAACUGUUUUAGUUCAAUCUUUAUGUGCAAUAAUCUCUGUAGAUGAGAAACCAAAGAGAGCGAGCAGCUGGAGCUCUUUUUCUGUCCGAUCUGUUUCUAUCAACGACUGUUCAAAUGUAAAUAAAACUUUGAGUUAUUAGAGGAUGUCUAGUCAUAGUGCCAGCCAUUAACUGUUUGAUAACACUACUGUGGAUACUCCUAUUCUCCAAUACUGUGUUAAUGUGUAGUACUGUUUAUUAUUGUGUAUGGUUGUCAAUAUUUCAGUACUUAAAGAUGCUUAAGUUACACUUCUGACUCUUACGAACAAAGAGCAUUGGGUUUUUUUUUUGGUUUAGACGGUGUGCAGGAGUAACCCAAUAUUGGGUGUCUUGAACUUUUGUUUUGGUUGCCGUGGUAUCAAUGGGGUAUGGAUAUAGUUUGAUUUUUACUAGAAUCAUAUCAGAGGUUAAAAUACUGGUAUUAUGACAACCCUUUUGUGUAUUCUUUGUAUGUGUAAUCAGCUGUAGUGGCAUAAACUAGCUGAACAUUGAAGGAUAAACUGGUGUUGAUCAAUUUUUUUCUCUCAACUUUCUUUGGGGUAACUAAAACCAAAGACAGCCCUUUUAUUUAAAUUCUUAAAUUGGUUGACGUGUAUUCAUAAAAAUAAUUGGUUAUAAAUUAAUUUUCUGUUAUCCACUUUAUUAGGUCAACUCAUUAUUUUCACUUGAAAGCCCAAAAUAAAUAUACUUACAAAUAAAAGUAUCAUACUUUCCGUUCUUUAUAUCCCAGUGGAAACAGACUAUGAUCAGAUGAAUUAAAUAAUUCUCCCCCUGAUAUUACCGAGGAUCAGUUCAAUGUUUCCUCCUGUACAGAUUUAAACAUUUCUCUCCUGUCUGGUUGUGUGUGCUGUAUAUUAUCUGUCUGUAAACUUCAUUUUCACGUUUUUUCCACACUAACAGAGUUCAGUUUAAUCUGCAUCAUGUUAUUUUGUUCUUUUUUAAAUAAAGAUUCAUCACCUGGUA